AGGAGCACUAGCACGCAAGAGCCCGGAAGUGGUGGACCAACGGCCCGCCAGAUCCAGGGACGUUCCAGCCCGGCCAAUUGUCUCCACUGUGCGGCAUUUGUCCGUGAAGCAUCCCUUCGGCAUGAGGAUUGUCGGAUAGGAGCUAAACUGAAGGGAAGUGAACAGAAUUCUCGAACGUGCUACUAACUCACAGGGAAACAACCCUCUCUCCAAGAUGUACAGAACCAAAGUGGGCUUGAAGGACCGGCAGCAGCUCUACAAGCUCAUCAUUAGCCAGCUGCUCUACGAUGGCUAUAUCAGCAUUGCUAAUGGCCUCAUCAAUGAAAUCAAACCCCAGUCUGUCUGUGCACCGUCAGAGCAGCUCCUGCAUCUCAUCAAACUAGGCAUGGAAAAUGAUGACACCGCAGUUCAGUACGCAAUCGGUCGCUCAGAUACAGUUGCCCCUGGCACGGGGAUUGACCUGGAAUUUGAUGCAGAUGUCCAGACCAUGUCCCCAGAGGCUUCUGAGUAUGAAACCUGCUAUGUCACCUCCCAUAAAGGACCGUGCCGCGUAGCCACGUACAGCAGAGAUGGACAAUUGAUAGCCACUGGUUCUGCGGAUGCUUCUAUAAAGAUACUCGACACAGAAAGAAUGUUGGCCAAGAGUGCCAUGCCAAUAGAGGUCAUGAUGAAUGAGACUGCACAACAGAACAUGGAAAACCACCCGGUGAUCCGAACUCUCUAUGACCAUGUGGAUGAAGUCACGUGCCUUGCUUUCCACCCAACAGAGCAGAUCCUGGCCUCUGGCUCAAGGGAUUAUACGCUUAAAUUGUUUGAUUACUCCAAGCCCUCAGCAAAAAGAGCCUUCAAGUACAUUCAGGAAGCAGAAAUGCUGCGGUCCAUCUCUUUCCACCCCUCGGGAGACUUCAUCCUCGUCGGCACUCAGCACCCCACCCUGCGCCUCUAUGACAUCAACACCUUUCAGUGCUUUGUCUCUUGCAACCCUCAAGAUCAGCACACCGAUGCCAUCUGCUCAGUAAACUACAACCCCAGCGCCAACAUGUACGUGACUGGCAGCAAGGACGGCUGCAUCAAGCUGUGGGAUGGCGUCUCCAACCGCUGCAUCACCACCUUCGAGAAGGCGCACGACGGGGCCGAGGUCUGCUCUGCGAUCUUUUCCAAAAACUCUAAGUACAUCCUGUCAAGUGGAAAAGACUCGGUAGCUAAGCUGUGGGAGAUAUCGACAGGACGGACGCUGGUCAGAUACACAGGCGCGGGGCUGAGCGGACGGCAGGUGCACCGCACGCAGGCGGUCUUCAACCACACGGAGGACUACGUGCUGCUGCCGGACGAGCGCACCAUCAGCCUCUGCUGCUGGGACUCGAGGACCGCGGAGCGCAGGAACCUCCUCUCGCUGGGCCACAACAACAUCGUGCGCUGCAUCGUGCACUCGCCCACCAACCCCGGCUUCAUGACGUGCAGCGACGACUUCCGGGCGCGCUUCUGGUACCGCCGGUCCACCACCGACUGAGCCUGACACUGAGCCUGGCCGGCGGCCACCGGCGCUGCCCCGAGGACCCUGCCCCCUCUGCAGUGAGGUCUGCCACCGCCGCCUGCGUCCUGGAUUGCACAGCAGUCUUUUUUUACCUUGAUGUAGUAUCAUGGUGGAAAACAGAUCUGUGCGGUUCUACAUUCACUGAUUAUUACAGUGCGAUUUUUAUCGGUUUUUUAACACCUAGGACUUGCCGUUUCUCUCGACUCUUCGUGGCUUGGGAAAAGGUAAAAUAUUAAAGUGCUUUCUAGAUCUCAAGCGAAGGUCAUGAGUAUGUCUUGUUUGGUUCUGUGUCAGCUUGCGUGCCUGUUUGGCUGCGGCCUCUGUUAUCUUUCCAGACAUGCCUGGGGCAUGCGUGGGCCUGCGAGAGUGAAAAGGGGGAGCUGUGAGCCGCGCUGAGCCAUGUCUGAGAGCUGCUCAGCGCCACCCUGAAAUGCAUCACUGCCCUAACGCCCAGGUCGCCCUUACUGCUGUGCGGCUCUCACUGCAGUGAGGUGAGUGCAGGGCGUGCCGGAGAGGCGCUGGAUCUGCCAUCCCGCCUCCCACGGCCGCUCGGCACCCACCAGUGCUGUCGUUAGCAAGAGUAUCUCUCUAAGAUGAUUACAGGUGUGUGGGAAGCACAGCCAAGAGUGUGUUCACACUAAACACAGGCAGGGGCAGGCCGUGGCGAUCCUCCGAGAAGGUCAGCGCAUUCACCUCUGUCCUGCUUCCCUUUGCACCUUCCGGCUCCGCAGCAUGGCUCUCGUCACAGAUGCGCGGAAGGCCCUUCCCCGCAGCCACUCAGCUAACCUCUCACAUGGAAGGUUUUUCCUUGAAAGUCUUUAGAAGGUGAUAAUAUUUUUCCGGAUUUAGUUUUGUCUAGGUGAGAGAACCCUGCAUUCCUGGCUUAGAUUUACGCUAGCAAACAAGUACCUCAUGCCCAAGUCCCAUGGUCUGGGAUCAUUUGAUGAAAAUGCUGUACGUUAAAGUCAUAGCUUAUAUGAGGUCUGCCGUGCUUACCUUCUUGGCAUCCGUCUAACUCUGGCCUGAAAAGCCGUUUCAGCCAUUCUUAACACGUUAAAGGGCUGAGCAGAUUUCCGCAGAACUGUUUGGGUCCACAGUGAGUGUAUAUUUACAGUUUUAUUUUGCAUCCGCAUUCUCCAUGAGUAGUAUUUGAAUUUGGCCCCCUGUGGAUACUACUUCAAUGAAAUUAAAAGAAAGCUGCCCAACAGGAACAAAGAUAGUUUACCAAAAAAUGACCCAGCAGAACUCCCCACUUCUUUCUAUACCUUCCCGUUGUUUUCAAAGUAUGGAACUGCCAGGCAGAGACAGUUCUGCGGCUCCCUGAGCUCCUGACACAGGAGCUGUCAGGUCCUCUUUAGUUGUUCAUAAAGUAAUAAAGCCUACUUUUCACAGUUUUAGACUAGGCCUCGCAAUAGCCCUCCAGUUCCAGGGCUUGACAUUUCUUUACAAGAUCUAUUUAUAAAAUAGUUUUUCUUUUUUUGUUACUGUUUUUUGUUUUCCUUUUAAAAAUCACAUUAACUUUUGAGCUGGUAUAAAUGCCAGGAGUCUGCACUUGGUGUUCUUAUGAAUUGUACCAGGUAACACCCUAGCGUCCAAAUAAUGAAUUCUAUCCUAUCUGAGUGAGAACUCACACCGUAUAUGUUAUUUUUAAAGUAUGUGAUUUCUAAAAUAAACGUUUUGUACAUAAAGUUAA
Molecule: messenger RNA, 3227 nt
Organism: Cavia porcellus (domestic guinea pig)
Lineage: Eukaryota; Metazoa; Chordata; Mammalia; Rodentia; Caviidae
Gene: Cstf1
Product: cleavage stimulation factor subunit 1
Exons: 6
Coding region: 215-1510 (431 amino acids)
Biological process (GO): mRNA 3'-end processing
Cellular component (GO): mRNA cleavage stimulating factor complex
Molecular function (GO): RNA binding; protein binding
Source: RefSeq, a predicted model, not a curated record